Molecule: messenger RNA, 387 nt
Organism: Fusarium pseudograminearum CS3096
Lineage: Eukaryota; Fungi; Ascomycota; Sordariomycetes; Hypocreales; Nectriaceae
Exons: 2
Coding region: 1-387 (128 amino acids)
Source: RefSeq, a predicted model, not a curated record
AUGUUGCUAUCGAGAAGAUCGCGACUUGUCAUCGGAGAGUACUUACCAGAUGAGCCUUCUGGUUUUGAUGCUAGGGGGGCUACGCUGAAGCAGCCGAACGUCUUUGAUCCCGAGACAGACAAUUUCCAUCUGACCCAGGAGAGAUCUGCCAUUCUGAUUGCAAUGAUAAAGAACAAACAAACCAACGUCUACCGACCGGUUUAUGAAUUGCCAAGAUGGGCUCUGGAUCGCUGGCUCUAUGGGAGAACACUACAUCACAAGUUCUACUUCUAUUCUGAGUUUCUCGAGAACGUCACCGACGGUGUGACCGACAAAAAAGUUCGAUACAAUACAAUCACGAAUACUAUCAAAGCCAAGGUGGAUGAAAUUUUCGCCGCUCGCCAGUAA